AUGGUUGUACACAUGGUCAAAGAAUCUGAAGGCAUUGAACCCAAUCCAGGGCCAGAUGCCUCACGCCAGCUCUCCUUGCUCACCUUGAAUGUGGCGGAUAGCGCGAAUGCUUUCGAAGCUGCCAAAGUUUAUAUGCUCGCUAAAGUCCAUGUCAUUGCCCUUCAAGAGGUGUGCUUCUCCAAUCAGCAAGCCCAGGCCUUUGUGUCUCAAGCCAGCCGCUUAGGAUAUCAUGCUUUCCACGUGCCGGGCGCCACCACAAGGUCUCGCCGUGGUUAUGAUGUUCAUUCGGGCGGCGUCGCUGUCCUUGUGCGACACAGCAUAAAGAUCCAGCCGGUGCGCUCUUGGCAAGGGGUGGCCGGGCAGUUUGUUGCUUUAGACUUUGGCUCCUUCUUCAUGGCAGCCGUCUACCGCAGACCGGAUGAUGACAGUGUCAGUGACAUGACCCAAGCUUUGUGCGAAACGCUCUGGGCGCGUCGGGCCCGCCAACCUUGGAUUCUUCUCGGUGACUUCAACUGGACACCGGAAGAGAAUGAGUGGCUUGAGCCGCUUGAAGAUGAGUCCGCCGCCGUUGCUGGUCCCUGGGACCAUAGCUGCGCGCGAUGGUUUGCCACCAGAUGGGCGGGCCACCGCUGUAUCGACUAUGGUAUCACCAACUUGACCCACCGAUGCAAUGUUGUGCGUGAGCUCACUAGUUGGGGUGAUCACAUUCCCAUCCGCAUUGCUCUUGAUCUUGCCAGCGAUGCUGCAAACACUAACCAUCUGCAGCCCACUGCCUGCUACACCUGCCCACAGGGCGUGACUGUCAGUGCUUGGCGGCUCGCUUUAGGCACUGCGUGGGAGGAGGUGUGGCGUUCUCAUCCUGAUGCAGUGCGCCUCCGCGAGGCUUUCCCUCUGCAGCCUAACCCUGACGAGGAAAGCCGCAUCUUUCACGCCCUUGUGGAAGCUGCUUCUCGGCAAGCGCGUGCAGCAUUAGAACUUGACAAUGCGUGGCGUCACACUAGACUUAAGGGUUCCCCGCCUUGUGUUGUCCCUAAUGACACCCUUAGCAAGCGUAGGCCCUGUGACUUCCAGUCAUUCGCGAUGCGCAAACUUCGGCGUCGCUUAGGUCAACUACUUGAAGCACGACGGUGUGUUGCAAGGCACAAUGAUGCCGAGGCCCUGCUCCUACGCAGACGUGCCGCUCGGCAUGAGGGCCCACUCACUCCCUUGCACACGGCCAUUGUCGAGUUGGAAACGCAGAUUCAGCAAGUGCAGCACGCUGAGGCUUUGCAGCGCCUAAACCAGUGGAAAGAGAGCCUUCGUGCUUCCGACAGCUCGGUGCGGAAGUGGGUGCGGCGCAGCAACAAGCCGGCGCCUGCCUUCGUUUCGCUUGACGGUACUCCCAGCGCCGGAGUUGCUUGCAGUCUGACCUUUCUCCGCACGUUCUGGCGGCGCAUUUGGCGACGAGAAGUCCGACCUGAUGACGCUAACCGCGCUUGGAGUGCCGAGCAUGCCCGGCAUCGUGCUCAUGCGCCUCAACUCGGCUGGCAGCCGAUCACUGCUAGUGAGCUUCAACAGCAAGCUUGUGCUUCAGGUGGCAAAGCUGCCGGCCCUGAUGGUUGGAGCGGUGAUGAGAUCCAGCACUGGACGCUCCCCAUGUGGCGGACUUACGCUGACCUUUGGAACAGAUGGAUUCACCACCGCAGCUAUCCGUCAGAGUGGCAAUACUAUCUGCAGGCGUGGGCCCCGCUCGGUGCGCAUGGCGGCUUCCAACAGCGAGGCGUGCACACCGCUGUACAUGCUUUGCAGAAUGCGCACGUGCACUGUUAUGGCAUUCUUUCUUUAGAUUAUGCCAAGUGUUUUGACCGCGCCCACCCCAGCACAGCCACACAUGCCCUCGGCCGGCUGGGUAUGCCUGCGGAAAUGGUCGACUUGUGCAGGUUUCAGUGGAGCCAACAGCACAGAUGGCUCGGUUCGCAAGGUUGCUUCAGUGCGGAGGCCGAAGUUGUUACUUCUAGCCUGCCUCAGGGAGAUGCCAUCUGCCCUAUGGCGCUUAACGCCAUCUUAUGGGCCCCCAUCCAAGCCUAUUGCCGCGAGGAACCCACGGCGACUGCGGUUACCUACUUGGACGAUUGCAACGUGGUGGUCCAUGACCACGCUCAGCUCGUUCGCACCCUCCUGUUCUGGGAGCGCUGGGCUGACAGGCCCACCUACCAAGAUCGCCUGAACGAAGCCCGCCAGCGCCUUGGCCGCAUCGGCUGCCUGCCUCUACGACAGCUUGUCCUUCCUGUGGCAGUUUGGGGCACGUGGUUUGUUCAUGGCGCAGCGGGCACUUGGAAACAGCUCCAGCAGCGCCUCCUGGGCGUCUUGUAUGGAGGCAGGUCCCCUGCUUCGCCCGACCUGCGUGCCUUGAUGCAAGGUCAUAGCUUGGAUUUUCAAUUCAUGGCCGAUUACCAGCAUCUCCAUGUGGGCCAAGCUCGUUCAGCUCGGCCGCGCUCGCUGGAAGCCCGGCCAUUCCCAGACGAUGCAUCGGCUAGGAACCUGCAGACCGAGCGCAUCAAGCACCUACUCCGGGAAGCAUGGCGGUUUGAACGCUUUGAAGUGUGGAAAGCCUCGAGCAGACUGGAUGCUGUGGCUGCGGCUAACCCGACGUUCCAAGCAGCUCGAGUCAAGCAGGCUUGGCAGCUGUGGAAUGCCACCUGUGCUCAUGGCCGUGCAGUACUCACUGCUGCAGUGGUCAGCCCAGCACGGCUUCAGGCCAAUAAAAGCGGUGCUGCUGUGCAAUGGUGCCCUUUCUGCAAAGAGGGCUAUGCUCCUACGUGGGAUCACUGUGCUUGGAGUUGCGCGCACUUUGGUGCUUCUCGCCCCGCCCUACCUGGCGACAGCAUGCAGCGUAGGACGGGUUGGCCUGUGUCGACGCGUACCAAAGCCCAGAAUCAGCGAGUGCUUGACCAUCUUGCUACUGUCCGCAAGAGCCUUGUUGCAUACCGAUGCCUGUAA
Molecule: messenger RNA, 2979 nt
Organism: Symbiodinium sp. CCMP2592
Lineage: Eukaryota; Dinophyceae; Suessiales; Symbiodiniaceae
Source: the annotation of a GenBank genome assembly